UACAGAGAAGUAGAUUUGAGGCAAGACCCUGCCCUGCGUCAGCAACAGUGGGAGAUGGCAGCAGAGAGAAGAGGAAGUUGUUAAUUUUCCACCGCCACAGAAUCUCAGUCAUCUUCAGUUCAGUGACUUUCAGUGAUGAAGCAGGGCGGACAUGCCUGAAGCUUGAAAUAAGUUUCAUCAUCUCUCAUCUCGUCUUCCAAUGAAAUGCUGAGGACAUCGAGUCGUGGAGGUCUGAAUAUGUCCAGUGAUGAGGAAAGUUCUGGAUCUGAUGCGGGGUCAGAGUUCAGUCCUAAACUUCAGACAGACCGCUUUGGCUUCAUAGUGUUGAAUGGAUCUGAAACCAGGUAUUUGUUUUCAUACUCAGAGUCGUGACUGACAACACCCUAACCUGUAACCAUGGAGCCAUCGCACUGCCGCCGUGUGGUUUUCCUGUUUCCUGUCCUACUUCUGGAGGGCUCAGCACUGAAAUCAAGUCCUGCGAGCAGCAACACUGCACGACCGUUUUAUUACAAUACUUAGUUUGAUGCUAUGAGCAGAAUGUCUUGGGACAUUGGAACAUAUUUGAGAGCUUAUACUGUACAGCUGGAAAUUGUCCAAUGUCACCGAAAUGGGCCAGGAAGUUAUUUAUUUAGAAAGGUUUCACCUUUUUUCAUCUAUCUAUGCCACUGACAUAUAGUGACAGUCCGCUCAAUGCUCUUCUACCUGAUGACAAAUAUCAGUUUUUCUUUCUUGUAUGCCUUGGCUCAGUUUUUCUUUACUAUUUUGUGAUUAUAUGUUGACGUGAAUAACAUGAUGGCAUUUUAUGAUGUUUCAGAGGGAAGUGAAAUGUCAUUUGCUUGUUUGUCAUCAGGAUUGUGGGUCCACAUCCUCAAUUAGUCAGGCAGAGGGAAGCCAAGUGGAUCAACAUCAUAGACCAAUGGCGGAGCAUCUUGAUGAAGAAGACUAACAUGAUCAAAGUGCAGUGUCAAAAAGGCAUCCCAACUUCUCUUCGAGCAAAGUGUUGGCCUUUGCUGUGCGGCGCCACCAAUAGGAUGAACCAAAACAAACAACUUUUCCAGUCUCUGGACUCACAAGUCGCUCUGCAGAAGUGGGUGGACAUAAUCAACAGGGAUCUGGACCGACAGUUUCCGUUCCACGAGAUGUUCCGCUCCAAGGACGGACAUGGGCAGCAAGGUUUGUUCCAGGUGUUAAAAGCAUACACUCAGUACCAACCAGGGGAAGGUUACUGCCAAGCACAAGGGCCAGUGGCCGCUGUUCUCCUGAUGAACAUGCCUGCAGAGGAGGCCUUUUGGUGUCUGGUCCAGAUUAGUGAGCACUACCUACCUGGGUACUACAGUCCUCUAUUGGAGGGAGUCUUGUUCGAUGCAACCGUGCUGACCUGGGUUUUGAAAAAGACGUGUCCAUCGGCAUACAAACAUCUGCGGCGCCACGAGGUGGAGCCCCUCAUGUUUGCCACAGAUUGGUUGAUGUGUUUGUUCACCCGCCAUCUACCCUUCAACGCUCUCCUCCGAGUGUGGGACCUGUUUUUCUGCAAUGGCGUGAGAGUGCUGCUGCAGGUGGCGGUGGUGCUGGUGCGUCGUGUGCUGGGACGAGCCGAACAGAGAAAGCAGUGCCAGGACCAGAUGGAGACUCUGCAGAGGCUGAGGGACGUCAGGUGUGAGGUCGAAAAAGAGGACGACGCAUUCAUAGCAGAGGUGUGUGCCGUGCCACUUUCCUCCAGUGAUUUGGAGAAACACACAGAGAAGGAGCUGGCAAAGUGGAAAAAAGACAGACCCUCAUCGACCUUUGACCCUCGAGGUCGCUGCCAUGGAUACCGUAUGGCGUGGGAGAGGGCUCAACUGAACCAGGCGGAGGUGGACAGGAGGGCAAGAGAGACGGGAAACCUCUCUGUGCCUCUUGCCCGCUCGGCCUCCCACCUGUCGCUGUCCCCUUCGCUUCUUCACAAGAAGUGGAGCAGCGGGAGGAACGUCAGAGUACAGAGGGUCGGGGGAGGAGUUCCAAGGUAUCACUCAAUGGGAGCAAAUGAUUGGAGAAGUGACAAUGAGUUGAAUUUGGAGAUGCGACUAGAGCAUAAAGCAAAACAAAGACAAAACUCUGAUGAAAAGAAGAAAGUGGCAAGUGCGAUGACAGAAAUGACCCAAUGUACAAACGGACAAAAUCGUCCUUUGCCCGUUGAACACACCUCUUGCAAGGACCCAAAGAAAGACCACAUACACAUGCGCGGAGACUGUGUAGAUGAAAGAAGAAACCAGAUUGCGACAAAACCUAGAGCGGAGGUAACUUUAAACAUGAAUGCCACAAAAUCAGAGUCAGGCAUGAACAAUGUGGCUAAGACAGACACAGUUGAUGAAAUAGCAACGUCUGAGCUCCAAACAUGUCCAGAAUUGGAUCAGGACAAGUUUAUUCAAGCUGUCAACAGGCAUGUUGUCAUGGUGAUUGAAAGGAGCUUGUCACAGGAAGAAAACCACCAAAGGACUGAAUCGUUAACAGAAAUCAACCUGGAAGCGCAGACAGAGAGACAAACUGACGUCCUGGCACAAACCCAAAGGGAUGAGGUCGGGAAACACGCAACCAUGCAGCAGCAAUUAGAUGACGUUCAAAAUCGUGCCGAGUUUUGCCCCACAAAUACUACCUGUGUGACCUCGCUUCAAUGCAGCCAUCAGAUAGAAAGAACAAGUGAAGCAUGUUCUCCUUGUUGUCAGACAGAAAGCAACAACACAAAUGAACCAAAAGAAUCACAUAAGGAAAUAAUUCCCUGCCUGAAACAAGACUCUGUGAACGGGGCACCCCACUUUUCUGGUGACAUUUGCAUCCGUAAGUCCUCCGGCUCCCGUGGCUCAAAAUUAACGCGACACCUGUCAAAAGAUCUCUUCACUGACCCCGCUCAAAGCGUAGAUGCCAAACCUCCGGAACACAGUGCUCAUGAGAGCAAACCUCCUGAGCCGGCUAAACAUUUCAGUCUUUUCCGCAGGCAGCCCAAAAAGUACGCAGAGGAGGGCAGAGCUAAAAUCCAAAUCCCCACCAUCUUGAUCCAGGAUUUUAGUGAUGGUAUAGAAAUACUGGUUGAGGAGGAGGACGAGGAGCAAGUGAACUCCAGGGAGAGGAGGAGGUGGUGGCAGCGUAAGCAAGCACAGAAGGAGAAAAAGGAUGAAAAGUUGAGGAAAAACAAAGAGAAGAAAGAGGUAAAGAAAGCAAACCAAAAAGAGAGGAGAACACCACAAACGAGAGGAAAAGGUUUUCAGGUGCAAAGAGAGACAAUGAAAUGUUCCCCUUCUCAUGCUGAAGCGUACUUUUAGUAUAUCCUCUGCUUCUUGUUCAAAUUGGGUUAAUGAGUUCAAAUGCUUAGCUACUGUAAAUGAACAGAAUCCUGUUUUCUUUCUUUUGUUUGGUUUAUUUUGAGGAAAAUAUUUUCAUCUUUGCAAAAGAAACUCAAAAGUCCUUCAUGUCUAGUUUCAACAUGAUUGCCAGUUCACAAUGUAACCCUAUAAUAAUAACAAUAAAAAAAUAAGUUUAUAUUUUA
Messenger RNA from Syngnathus typhle (broad-nosed pipefish), 3520 nucleotides. RefSeq names its product TBC1 domain family, member 10C (gene tbc1d10c). The transcript has 10 exons. The coding region runs from base 933 to 3296 and encodes 787 amino acids. The record is from RefSeq and is a predicted model, not a curated record. Lineage: Eukaryota; Metazoa; Chordata; Actinopteri; Syngnathiformes; Syngnathidae.